ACACGGUAAGAAGAAUUCAUCUUUGCAUUGAUGGCAUAAGCCAGAGAAAAACGGCAUCAGGGAUGGAUCUGGAAUCAAGACAUCAUUUAUAUCCACGGAAAGCCUGACUGCCUUCUGCAGCAGGUUUCCAUAUGAACCGGCAGCACUGCGGAGAUCAAUAAAGCAGGAACACGAUCAGGUUAGUAGCACAAUCGUAUUUAAUGAUGUUUUGAACCGUGGUUUGUGUACAGAAGCUAGAGAUGUAACAGCAGAAGUUAUUCUUGUCUCGGGUGCUCCUGAGGGAGCUGCUGUGGCCGCAGGGCCGCUGCCUCUGGGGCCCAAGGGCAGGUGGUGAAUGUGAACCAGGGCAGGCGAGAGCUGUGUGGGCAUGUGGAGGAUUUUGCCCUGAAGCUCAAAUAAUGGUAGAAAAUCUUCCCACAGCCAAAAAAUCGGCUUUGUCAGGAUGGAGAAAGGCAGAGUGUAUUAUUUAUUUGUGUUUGUUUACUUAUUUGUUUCCCGUUAAUGAGGAAUGUUGUGGUGGGGCAGUGUCUGUGUACUGUGGCAGAGAUCCUUCCCUCGGAGUGGCACGGAGUAGGGAUCGGGGAUUUGUCAUAGGAAGUCUGAAUUUGAGUAGGGAAGAGUCUUCCCUGAGGAAAGGAGAUGCUGUGUUUGUAGCACUGGGCUGUGUCAUUGGUGACAAACUGCAGAAUGUCUGCCUAGCUGGAGAUCUUUGCCCCGCCACAGAGAGGUUCUUGCUGCAUCCUGGCAGAACUUGUGUGCUGGAAAGGAGAAGCAGGAGCUUGUCAUUCAUCAUGCAGGUGGAAAAGGAGGCUGCAAGAGCAGCUCUUCAUCGAGCUGUAGGAACAGUGUACAGGAGUGUGGUGGUCCCGUGCUUUUUCAGCAUUCUUGGAGGAUUGGCGUGCUGGGCUGUGAGGGGUUUGAAUCUCUGAAGGAAAGAUUCAAACAAUCCCCUGGGUUGUUUGGUGUAAUCGAAGCCUUUUGGGCAGAUGUGGAAAUAUCUGGGGCUUGGGCUGCUCUGUCAGAGUGAGGUGGAUUCUCUUAAUGAAUGCUGAAGGUAUGAACGAGGUAAUGGAUUCAAGAGUGUGUCCGUCUUCAAAAAGGGGAGGGAAACAAUAGAGAAGGGACAGUCUGUCGUGCAUACAUUGCAGAAAAGCAGGAAGUUUGUUCCUCAUCUGGAGAGAUGAAAGUCGGCAGGAAAGAGGAAGGGGAACUCUUGCCAAAACACGUCGGCACUCCAUGUCGAGAGUGAUGUAAUCAUAUGAAAAAUUAGUUCGUUAAAGAGACAAAGAAGAGGCAAAAAGAGAAGAAGAGAAGGAAUUGGGGAAACAGAAGACUGUUGAGAGAGAACGAGAAGAAGGAAGAAACAAUGCAGAAAUAAAAGAGAAGCGAAGAAGAAUGAAGAAAUAAAUGGAAAGAGAGAGAGAAUGGAAGAAACCAUAAACUAUUUUAGUGACAUAUCAUUGACGUCAUUUGACGUCAUAUGUGACGAGUCACCACUGCACACAGAAAGAAAGGAAGAUGAUAAAGGAAGAAAUAAAGAAAGUAUGCAAAAAAAAAAAAAAAGAUUACAAAGAAAAGAAAAUAGGAUGAAGCCAUAAAUUACAUUACAAGAGUGCACCAAAUAUAUAGCAGAAGAUCGGAGGAAUAAAGGAAAAAGAUAAGAAAGAAUAUAUAUCCGUAAAUUAGCAAAGAAAGGACGAAUAGAGGCAGACGAGAUGACCAACACGCACCGACAUUACCUCUACAUGCGGAACGGAGUCCGCCUUGCUGAGCGCACGAUCUGGCGCUUGAUGUCCGUAAUUAGUGCUGAUCGCUCCUGUUUGAUGAUCUCCACCACGGCGCCAGAGACAACAAACGAUCUGCCAGCAGGGGCAAGGAAGAAAGAAAGAUCGAAAGAUAAAAGAAAGGGGAGUAAACGAUAGGGCAUGAUAAGGCAAGGACGAAAAUGAUGACAAAGACAAGAAAGAAUUAACAGAAGUAAAACAUAAAAGAAAAAAAAAUAGAAAAUACAACUGAGAAACUAGAGAAGGCUAAGGAAGGAAGAGAAAGCAAGAAAGCAAAAUGAAGAAGAAGGAAAGAAAAGAGAGAAUGAGAGAAGCAAAUUUGACCACGGUAGGAAGAAAAAGCAGAGGAGGUGGCCAUGACUGAGCAGAGGCACAGGCGCCGUGUGGGAGCGUGUGAGGCGGCGGAGCAGCGCACGGUGUCGCUGCAGGCUCAGGAACGGCGUGUGGGCGGCUCCGCCCCGGUGCGGCGGAGAGCCCGGCUGUGAGCGCGGGGGGGCGGCGCGGGCCGGGCAGCAGAGCCGCUGCGUCCGGGCGGCGGCGGGGAGCCGUGCGGGGCCCGUGCCGGGGCCGGCAGGCAGAGCGGCGGCGGCGGCGGCGGCGGCGGCGGCGGCAGGGAUGGGCGAGCGGCGGUGCGCGUUGGUGCGGGUGCUGGUGCUGCAGGCGGCCUGGGCGGUGUCGGGCGGGCAGGUGCGCUACUCGGUGCCGGAGGAAGCGAAGGCCGGGACGGUGCUGGGCCGUCUGGCGCAGGACCUGGGCCUGGAGGCGGGCGAGGCGGAGGCGCGGCGGCUGCGGCUGGUGGCGCAGGGCCGGCGGGCGAGCGUGGAGGUGAGCGGGGCGAGCGGCGCGCUGGUGCUGAGCUCGCGGCUGGACCGGGAGGAGCUGUGCGGCAAGAGCGCGCCGUGCGCGCUGCGCCUGGAGGUGCUGGUGGAGCGGCCGCUGCGCGUGUUCCAUGUGGAGCUGGAGGUCACCGACAUCAACGACAAUGCCCCCGUCUUCCCCGCCGCCCGAAAAAACCUCAGCAUCGCGGAGCUGACCACUCUGCCGGGGACUCGUUUCCCUCUGGAGGGCGCAUCGGAUGCGGAUAUCGGAGUGAAUGCGCAGCUCACCUAUACACUCAGUCCCAGCGAGUGCUUCUCUCUAGAUUUAGAAAAAAUCGAGGAGGAUGUUGAGUCCUUAUUCCUGGUGCUCAGGAAACCUCUGGACCGGGAGACAAUCCCCGUUCACCGGUUGGUGCUGAUGGCGAGUGAUGGGGGCCGGCCGUCUCUGACAGGGACAAUGGAGCUGGAGAUCUCGGUGCUAGAUGUGAACGACAACGUGCCCCAAUUCAACCAGUCGGUGUAUAAAGUGCAGCUGCCAGAAAAUGCAGAACGCGGUGCUUUGGUGAUCAGACUAAUCGCCACAGAUUUGGAUGAGGGGUCGAACAGUGAUAUCUCCUAUUCACUCCAGAUCCUGUCGCCGCAGGACAGAAGAGACGUUUUUGGAAUCGACAGAAACAGUGGAGAGAUCCGCCUUAAGGGUGACUUGGACUUUGAGGAUGUCAGUCUCUAUCACCUGCAAGUAGAUGCGACAGAUAAGGGGACACCUCCGCUGUCGGGUCACUGCAAGGUGGUGCUGGAGGUUCUGGAUGUGAAUGACAACGCGCCGGAGGUGUGGGUGACGUCGCUGUCGGUGCCGGUGCCAGAGGACGCGUCGUUGGGGACGGUGGUGGCCCUGCUGAGCGUGUCGGACCGGGACUCGGGGGCGAACGGUCGUGUGCGGUGCUGGGUGUGGCCGGCGUCGCCGUUCGGUCUGGAGGCGACGUUCGCGGGCUCGUACUCGCUGGUGCUGCGCGAGGCGCUGGACCGGGAGCGGGUGUCGGAGUACGAGGUGGAGGUGCGUGCGGAGGACGGCGGGGCGCCGUCGCUGCGCGCCAGCCGCGGGCUGCGGGUGCCGGUGUCGGACGUGAACGACAACGCGCCGGCGUUCGCGCAGGCCGUGUACACGGUGCUGGCGCGGGAGAACAACGCGGCGGGCGCGGAGCUGGCGCGGCUGUGGGCGCGGGACCCGGACGAGGCGGGCAACGGGCGCGUGAGCUACUCGGUGUGGGAGGGCGGCGCGGCGGCGGUGUCGGCGUCGGGGGCGGCGGGCGGCGGGUGGCGGCCGGCGUCGAGCUACGUGUCGGUGGACGCGGAGAGCGGGCGCGUGUGGGCGCUGCAGCCCUUGGACUACGAGGAGCUGCAGGUGCUGCAGUUCGAGGUGCGCGCGGUGGACGCGGGGGAGCCGCCGCUGUGCGGCAACGCCACGGUGCAGCUGUUCGUGCUGGACGAGAACGACAACGCUCCGGCGCUGCUGCCCGCGGGCUCGGCAGCGGAGGCGGGCGGCGUGGCGGGCGAGGCGGCGGAGCUGGGGGCGGUGGCGGCGGCGGGGGCGGUGUCGGGCUCGGGCACGCUGUGGGCGUGGGCGGCGUGGGGGGCGCCGGCGGGGCAGGUGGUGGCGAAGAUCCGCGCCGUGGACGCCGACUCGGGCUACAACGCGUGGCUGCGCUACGAGCUGUGGGAGCCGCGGGGCAAGGGCCCGUUCCGCGUGGGGCUCUACAGCGGCGAGGUGAGCACGGCGCGGGCGCUGGACGAGGCGGACGGCCCUCGCCAGAGGCUGCUGAUCGUCGUGCGCGACCACGGCGAGCCGGCGCGCUCGACCACGGCCACGCUCAGCGUGUCGCUGGUGGAGGCGGCCGAGGCGGCGCUGGCGGCGGGAUCCUCGUCGUCUUUGUCGUCUUUGUCGUCUUUGUCGUUGUCGCGGGCGGCGGGUGCGGGCGCGGAGCUGGGUCCCGGGGCGGCGAGCGCGGCGACGAACGUGUGGCUGGUGGUGGCGAUCUGCGCCGUGUCGAGCCUGUUCCUGCUGGCCGUGGUGCUGUACGGGGCGUCGCGCUGGGCGCCGCGGGCGGCCGUGCUGUCGGGGCCCGGGCCCACGACGCUGGUGUGCGCCAGCGAAGUGGGCAGCUGGUCGUACUCGCAGCGCCACAGCCGCAGCCUGUGCGUGGCGGACGGCGCGGGCAAGAGCGACCUCAUGGUUUUCAGCCCCAACUUCCCUCCGCCGCCGCCGCCUGGCCCCGCGGCCAAGGACACGCAGCCGGAGCCGUCCGCUCUCCUCGACACGGUCAGUUUUAUUACCUUGCCCGCCUCUCACCACGUCCCUCCCUUUCUCUCCCUUCUCACCCGCCCUGUGGGUUGUCUCUAUUUUCUACCGGGCUCCGCCCCCACAGCCUUUACGCCUGUGGUUGCUUGACCGGUUCUUUAGGCUGUCAGUGCCUCGUUUGCAUGUGCCUUGGGUUGGAAUUACAUAUAUUACCACCUCUCGGAUUAGUUACUGUCCGUAGCUGAGGUUUGCUGCCCUGGAUGUGUGGCUCUCCCUUUGAAUGGUAUCAUGUCAAUUGCCAUGAGAGAUGUUUGGAGGUGUCAAUUUCUCAGGCAAUGAUUUUGCUUUCUGGUGUUUUGCAUUUCCACCCGAGCUUGCUUGAAACGGUGCCAGGACACACAGGCUGUGGUGGUUACUGUCCCCCCGGCACUUUGUACCACUUUAUUUCCACUUCUAUAUGCCAAUUUUGUUAGUGGUAGUCUGGAUUAUUUUCGAAAUCUUUCUCCUUUCUUUUUCCCCUGCAAGGGAUUGGAUGCAAGAUGGCAACUGGGGCAUCAAGGAAAAGUUC
Molecule: messenger RNA, 5466 nt
Organism: Poecile atricapillus (Black-capped chickadee)
Lineage: Eukaryota; Metazoa; Chordata; Aves; Passeriformes; Paridae
Product: protocadherin alpha-3-like
Exons: 1
Coding region: 2400-5048 (882 amino acids)
Biological process (GO): homophilic cell-cell adhesion
Cellular component (GO): plasma membrane
Molecular function (GO): calcium ion binding
Source: RefSeq, a predicted model, not a curated record